Messenger RNA from Psilocybe cubensis, 441 nucleotides. RefSeq lists its product as uncharacterized. Bases 1 to 441 code for a protein of 146 amino acids. The transcript has 4 exons. NCBI's taxonomy places the organism in Eukaryota, Fungi, Basidiomycota, Agaricomycetes, Agaricales, Agrocybaceae. Gene Ontology annotation, molecular function: structural constituent of chromatin; protein heterodimerization activity; DNA binding. The record is from RefSeq and is a predicted model, not a curated record. Gene Ontology annotation, cellular component: nucleosome. Gene Ontology annotation, biological process: nucleosome assembly.
AUGGCCCCCAAACCCGCCUCCACUGCCGGCAAGGCCCCUGCUUCCACCGCCUCCAAGGCUCCCGCCAAGUCGUCCGAGGGCGCAAAGGCUGCUAAGAAGACCGCGAAGGCGGCUGCCCCCGCUGACGGUGACAAGAAGAAGAGAAAGAAGAUCAGAAAGGAGACUUACUCCUCCUACAUCUACAAGGUGCUCAAGCAGGUCCACCCUGAUACUGGUAUCUCCAACAAGGCGAUGGCUAUCCUUAACAGCUUCGUCAACGAUAUCUUCGAGCGCAUUGCCACUGAGGCUUCCAAACUUGCUGCUUACUCCAAGAAGUCCACAAUCUCCUCGCGCGAAAUCCAGACAUCUGUGCGCCUCAUCCUGCCCGGAGAGCUUGCCAAGCACGCCAUUUCUGAGGGUACCAAGUCAGUAACGAAGUUCUCGUCAGCGGGAGCCAAGUAA